Molecule: messenger RNA, 444 nt
Organism: Zingiber officinale
Lineage: Eukaryota; Viridiplantae; Streptophyta; Magnoliopsida; Zingiberales; Zingiberaceae
Product: ycf20-like protein
Exons: 1
Coding region: 1-444 (147 amino acids)
Source: RefSeq, a predicted model, not a curated record
AUGACAGACGGCAACCAAUCCGAUACACCUGAAAGCAGCACCAGCAGUGCAACUCGACUGAUAAGAACGAUUCAAUCUUUUCAAACUAAGCUGAGUGCUCGGAUCAAGCAGUUGAGGAAAGGGAUAUGGAUCAAAAUUUUCUUUUUCUUGGUAGGAUUCUACUCUGCUACAGCAUUUGCAACAGUGAUCGGGCAAACCGGCGACUGGGACAUUCUUUCUGCUGGCUUUGCUGUUGUCGUGGUGGAGGGGAUCGGUGCCCUCAUGUACAGAGCUUCACUUACCUUUCUCGACAAGUUCAAGAGCCUAAUCACCGUCUUCAAUUACUGGAAGGCCGGGCUUUCCCUGGGAUUGUUCUUGGACGCGUUCAAGUAUGAAAUCGAAUCGUGUAUCGAAUCAUGUAAGCCAUCCAAUUUUGAAAUCGAUAUAUUCCCCGCGAUAUGGUAG